Sinocyclocheilus rhinocerous is the source of this 2130-nucleotide messenger RNA. RefSeq names its product cytohesin-1-like. Gene Ontology annotation, molecular function: guanyl-nucleotide exchange factor activity. The record is from RefSeq and is a predicted model, not a curated record. Gene Ontology annotation, biological process: regulation of ARF protein signal transduction. The transcript is spliced from 13 exons. Bases 118 to 1347 code for a protein of 409 amino acids. Lineage: Eukaryota; Metazoa; Chordata; Actinopteri; Cypriniformes; Cyprinidae.
AAGUUCUGCUUUCAGACAAAAGGGGAAGUAGCUUGUGUUUUCUCUCUCGUCGCUCACAGGGACUUACUUCUCACAAUUGCACUUUCAUAUUCAAAGUGAAACAGAGACUGUUGAGCUAUGGGGACGGUGAGCGAACUCUGUGUGUCAAGCUUCCAGGCGUUCUUGUGUCCCACAGUUUGUCCGGCUCCUCCAGCAGUACCGGACGACCUGACGCCAGAGGAGAAGCAGGAACUGGAGAAUAUUAGGAGACGAAAACAGGAGCUGCUGGAGGACAUACAGCGGCUGAAGGAUGAUAUAGCAAAGGUGACAAAUGAAAUCCAAAGUCUUGGCUCCACUCAAGAAAGAAUAAACAUGCAGCGGAGUAAACAGAUGGCUAUGGGCCGCAAGAAAUUUAACAUGGAUCCCAAAAAGGGUAUUCAGUUCCUCAUAGAGAAUGAAUUGCUGAAGAACACUUGUGAAGAUAUUGCUCAGUUCCUCUACAAGGGUGAGGGCCUCAACAAGACAGCCAUCGGAGAUUAUCUGGGUGAAAGCUCAAGGGAGGAUGACCUCACCAAUCUUAAGAUGGUCCAGUACUACAGUCUGUCAGAAGCCAUUAUCUACUGCAUCGAGAUGGCCUGUGCCCAUAUGAAACUAUGUUGCCGAAUGAUGGAGGCUUUUGCCCAGCGUUACUGUCAAUGCAAUCCCGGUGUCUUUCAGUCUACAGAUACAUGUUAUGUGCUUUCAUUUGCAAUCAUCAUGUUGAACACAAGUUUGCACAACCCUAAUGUGAAGGACAAGCCAUCUGCAGAGCGUUUCAUAGGCAUGAACAGAGGCAUCAAUGACGGAGGAGAUCUGCCAGAAGACCUGCUCAGGAACCUUUACGAGAGCAUUAAGAAUGAGCCCUUCAAGAUACCAGAAGACGACGGCAAUGACCUCACGCACACGUUCUUUAACCCUGACCGCGAAGGCUGGCUGCUCAAACUGGGUGGACGGGUGAAGACGUGGAAGAGGAGAUGGUUCAUAUUGACGGACAACUGUCUGUAUUAUUUUGAAUACACCACUGAUAAAGAGCCGAGAGGGAUCAUUCCUCUGGAAAAUCUCAGUAUUAGGGAAGUGGAUGACUCCAAGAAGCCAAACUGCUUUGAACUCUUCAUCCCAGACAACAAGGAUCAGGUCAUCAAAGCGUGUAAGACUGAAGCAGAUGGACGGGUUGUGGAAGGAAACCAUACGUUCUACCGCAUCUCAGCACCAACAACAGAGGAGAAGGAGGAGUGGAUCAACAGCAUCAAGGCUGCCAUAAGCAGAGACCCUUUCUAUGAGAUGCUUGCUGCCAGGAAGAAGAGAGCCUCAUCUCUGAAGAGACAGUAGGGCUGCAGAAAGGAUGUUUGUACCUGGACCUGGAAAAGGGACGAAUGAUACACGGAAACCAUAACGCUGGAUUGGAGUGAUUUUUAUCUCAGGAAUGACCUGAAGUUUUGAAGGUUAACAUGCAGUUGGUUUUCUGAGAAGUUUUCUGACAUUUCUGUUUGUUUAAUUCUUAUGAAUGAACAUUGAGUACUCACGUACAUCGUCAUCUCGAAUCAGCAGGACUGACUGAAUGUGGAUCUCAUUGACCUUUUGUAAGCUUGCAGCAGACUUGACCGUUCCUCUCUGUGCUUUGAUAAGUAUAAAAUGCUAAUUGUGCACCUAUUUUUACACUGCUAUGUACUGUAAAUAUCUGGGAGAGUUUUGGCCUCGUUUUGUUUGAGGCUAUCUGGCUUUGUUUUUCUAUUCGUUUCUGAUCUGCUGUCAUAUUUAUGUUUUUUUUUUGUUGUUGUUGGGUAGAUAUUUUUCACAUUUUGCCAAAGUUUGUCUUUCAGUCCCACUCCAUACUAUCCUAAAAACUGUAGUUGAGUGAUUUUCUGAUUCAUGAAAAGAAUUCUAUUUUUUUAUUUUUAUGCUGUUUAUUUAGCUUAAACAGUGUUUUAUUUAAAAUAUCAGGACAUUAUUCACUGAUCUCAUAGGUGGCCUUGAAAGACUGUGAAAUCCAAAAACAUUUCAGUACGUUUGGUUCAUAUUUAUGGAACGAUGUCAAAAAUUAAACUACUGACUGGAGAGUUUAUUUUUAUGUUUUGUAUUUUACCACCUUAUUAAAGGGGGUCAUAGGAUGCU